Messenger RNA from Culicoides brevitarsis, 1000 nucleotides. RefSeq names its product mRNA turnover protein 4 homolog (gene RpLP0-like). Gene Ontology annotation, cellular component: preribosome, large subunit precursor; nucleolus. Bases 115 to 936 code for a protein of 273 amino acids. The record is from RefSeq and is a predicted model, not a curated record. NCBI's taxonomy places the organism in Eukaryota, Metazoa, Arthropoda, Insecta, Diptera, Ceratopogonidae. Gene Ontology annotation, molecular function: RNA binding. The transcript has 2 exons. Gene Ontology annotation, biological process: nuclear-transcribed mRNA catabolic process; ribosomal large subunit assembly; ribosomal large subunit biogenesis.
CACAAACUAUUUACCCACGAGGUUUUAUUUUGGAGCUCAAAAUUCACAAAAACUCUUAAAAUUCAAGGAUUUUUUACAAUUUACUGUUGAACAGAGAACAGAAAACAUUUUAAAAUGCCUCGAUCAAAACGGGAUAAGAAGAUUUCCCUCACAAAGACGGAUAAAAAAGGUGUUGGAAUGAAACAACAGAUUAUCGAAGACAUCCAAUCGUGUUGCACGAAAUACGACAACAUUUUCCUCUUUUCCGUCGAAAACAUGCGAAAUGCCAAACUCAAAGAAGUUCGCACGGAAUGGAAAGAUUCGCGUUUCUUCUUUGGCAAAAAUCGCGUCAUGCAAGUCGGUUUGAAGAAUUUCAUCGACAACGACGAUGCCGAUCAGAUAAAAACUCUCAACGAGCUCACAGAUCGUCUCACAGGACAAUGCGGGCUUUUAUUCACAAAUCGCGCUCGGGAUACAGUCCUCGAAUGGUUCGACAAUUACAGCGAAUCAGAUUACGCGCGUUCCGGAUUCAAAGCAACUGAAACAGUUUUACUUCCUGCCGGACCUUUGCCUGAAUUUUCGCAUGCUAUGGAACCGCAUCUGAGAACAGUUCUUGGAAUGCCAACAAAAUUGGAAAAGGGCAUCGUGACGUUGUACAAAGAGUUUUUAGUGUGUAAGGAAGGACAAGUUUUGACGCCGGAACAAGCGAAAAUCCUGAAACUCGUGUCGAAACAAAUGGCGGAAUUUAGACUCAAUAUCGAGUGUUGCUGGAUUAAAGAUAGCGGAUUCGAAGUUAUCAAGGAAAGACCGAAUGCGAAUGGAAAAGUUGCGAAGAAAAAGGCACCAAAGAAGAAGAAGGACAAGAAAAAGGGCAAAAAAGUUGAGAAAAAUGACGAAAAUGAGGAGAUGGAAAAAGAAGACGGAGAAGAAGCCAUGGAUCAAGAUGAUUCCGAUUAGUUUAGAAACUGAAUUCAUAUUUUUAUGAAAAAAAAUAAAAAAAAAUAUUUUUAAAAUUAUUACA